AUGAGCUGCAGCGGCAGACCGUCACACACCUGCCUCAGCCUGGACUGACAGUGACUGUGGGAGGUGUUGUGGAUGCAGAGUGACACAGAGAUCUGGUGGAAACGCACCAUAGGUGUCCUUUCAGUCUGCCAUGCUGAUUACAUGGUGGUAUUUAUACUUCUCAGCUCGGAGCAUCGUGCUACAAUCAUUUAAAAUGGCCUCAGUUGUGCAGAAGCUGAUUGCUCCCCUCUUCACUGGUCCUCCUGAGCCGCCCGCAAAUAAAGUGACCGUGGUGGGUGUGGGCCAGGUCGGCAUGGCCUGUGCUGUCAGCAUCCUGCUCAGGGAGCUGGCUGAUGAGUUAGCCUUGGUGGAUGUGGCGGAGGACAGGCUGAAAGGAGAGGCGAUGGAUCUGCAGCACGGCAGCCUCUUCCUCAAAACAAAAGUAGUUGCAGACAAAGAUUAUUCUGUGACGGCAAAUUCCCGCAUUGUGGUGGUGACGGCUGGAGUCCGUCAGCAGGAAGGGGAGAGCAGGUUGAACCUCGUCCAGAGGAACGUCAACAUCUUUAAGCACAUCAUCCCACAGAUUGUCAAAUACAGCCCUCGCUGCAUCAUUGUUGUGGUCUCCAACCCAGUGGACGUGCUGACAUAUGUGACGUGGAAACUGAGCGGCCUUCCCAAGCACCGCGUCAUCGGCAGUGGCACUAAUUUGGAUUCCGCCCGCUUCCGCUUCCUGGUGGCCGACAAACUGGGAAUCCACACCAGCAGCUUACACGGGUGGAUCCUGGGAGAACACGGAGACUCCAGUGUGCCCGUCUGGAGCGGAACCAACGUAGCCGGUGUGAACCUGCAGAUGCUGAACCCAAACAUUGGCACCGACAGUGACGAAGAGAACUGGAAGGAAACCCACAAGAUGGUGGUGCAGAGUGCUUAUGAGGUGAUCAAACUAAAGGGAUACACAAACUGGGCCAUCGGUCUGAGCGUGGCUGACCUGACAGAGAGCCUCAUGAGGAACAUGAACAGGAUUCAUCCGGUUUCCACGAUGGUCAAGGGCAUGUAUGGAAUCACUGAUGAGGUGUACCUCAGUCUGCCUUGUGUGCUAAACAGUGGCGGCGUGGCCAGUGUGAUCAACAUGACCCUGAAGGACGAUGAGGUGGCACAACUGCGAGCCAGUGGCAGCACACUGUGGGACAUCCAGAAGGACCUGAAGGACAUCUAGCUGAUCAACAGGGGGCGCUACAGCCACACCUACUUGACUGCCAUCACAAUGCAGACACCGCCACCUGCCACAGCUUCAAUCCACUGCCCUCUGUAGAGUCACAGACGUAAAUAUGGAGGCUAUUUAGCCGUAGAUUGUCAGAGUUUGUUCUCUUUUGUGACAACAACCAAGUGAAAUGUUGCUCUAAAUCAUUUGUCCUUGACUGUGAUGCAGUGGGGGACCAUGUGUCACUCAUGUGGCUUUAAUAUGUAAUAAAAACACAUUCAUUUACGCAA
Messenger RNA from Solea senegalensis (Senegalese sole), 1470 nucleotides. Its product is annotated as L-lactate dehydrogenase C chain. The record is from RefSeq and is a predicted model, not a curated record. Gene Ontology annotation, biological process: carboxylic acid metabolic process. Gene Ontology annotation, molecular function: L-lactate dehydrogenase (NAD+) activity. The transcript is spliced from 8 exons. Gene Ontology annotation, cellular component: cytoplasm. NCBI's taxonomy places the organism in Eukaryota, Metazoa, Chordata, Actinopteri, Pleuronectiformes, Soleidae. The coding region runs from base 131 to 1195 and encodes 354 amino acids.